Coniosporium apollinis CBS 100218 is the source of this 1212-nucleotide messenger RNA. RefSeq lists its product as uncharacterized. The record is from RefSeq and is a predicted model, not a curated record. The coding region runs from base 1 to 1212 and encodes 403 amino acids. The transcript has 3 exons. Lineage: Eukaryota; Fungi; Ascomycota; Dothideomycetes.
AUGGCCACGCCAAACGCCAGCAGGAUGCGUGUCUGGAAAGGCAGUCAAACGCCUGGCACAGCUUCAAAAACACCGUCUAAGUCCCCCACGAGACGCGUCUUGGGAGACCUCACGCCCAAUGCCCGCACCACGCCCGCAAAGCUCAAAGGUGUCGAAUACGCGAAGACACAAACAGCCAGCCGCGCGAGCCCGUUGAAAGAGAACGUUGCGUUCGAGAAUAUGGCGACUGCAGGCGCGAAGCUUAGUCCACAGACCUGGUCGGCAGUAAACCCCAGAAAAAGAACGAUCCACGAAGUAGACGGCGCGGUUGGCCGCGAAGGCGCGAAUGGGCGGGUAGUGAGGAGAUCGAUUAACGAGCAUGGCGCGGGGAGGGCGAUGGUAUACCAGCAUGCUGCCUCUGUUCAGGCUUCGCAGCGAAGACCGGGCCUCGAACGCCUCGAGUCAACCCAAAGCCUCUCCUCCACCGACGCAGACUCCCCCGAGCCAGUACCGGCUUCGCAAGGCACCAUAGCAUCCAAAGCCUCGUUCUCCUCGCUCAUCGAGUACGACCCCGCCGUGUCACCGCCGCACUCCCAGCGCGCCUCGUCUUCACCUCCCGCAAUUGUCGAGACCGCAGCUGCGAAAAGCCAAGCCGACACACUCCGCCUCCGCCUCCGAAUUGCCAUGUACAAAGUACGCACGAACCAGACCGCGGUCCCGCUCUCCCGCCUACGCGUAACGCGGCAGUCCCCGUCCGCAUCCUUCCCCUCCGCCUCCACCUCGUCAUCAGCACCCCGCCCCACGCCCUCCCCCGCAAAAGCAGCGCCCCAAAACGUCCCCAGCAUCGUCGUCUCAACCACAACCCACACCCUCUCCUCCUCAUCCUCCAAAGCCGCAGCCCUCUCAUCGCCAAAAGCAGUAGCCCCCUCAGCAGCCGUAUCAGCCGUCCCGAAACUCCUCCCCGCCCCCGUCCUGGUCCCGACGGCGUUCUCGUCCCGCCAUAUCACGGAGCCGUAUUUUGCGUCCUCGCCGCCGGACGAGGGCAGUAGCAGGGAUGCGACGCCGCGGCAGGGACAGGGGCAGUGGAGGCGGGGGGUUGAGAUGCCGGUGUCUGUAUCACGGGAGCGUGAGCGGAGGGGAGGGCAAGUGGGUGGGGGUGGGUCGCCGGGAAGUGGGCAGCGGGGGAGGGAUGAGAGGGCGGCGGCAGCGGGAACGGUGGGCAGUGCGGUGUAG